AUGCUUAAUUCUCUUCCUCUCUCUAAAUGGCAAUGUUGGGUUUGGUUUUAUGCGUUCUUACGAUUCUUGCGGAUUUCACAACAAUUUCUGAAGCAAGAAUCCCAGGAGUUUACAAUGGAGGUGGUUGGGAAACUGCUCAUGCUACUUUCUAUGGUGGCUCUGAUGCUUCUGGCACCAUGGCUCAAAUGCGCGAGCGAUCCCAAGUGGUGCCACUCGGGUAGCCCUUCCAUCUUCGUCACUGCGACCAACUUCUGCCCUCCGAACUUCGCUCAGCCUAGUGACAAUGGCGGAUGGUGCAACCCUCCUAGGCCUCACUUCGAUCUCGCUAUGCCUAUGUUCCUCAAGAUCGCUGAGUAUCGCGCCGGAAUUGUCCCCGUCUCUUUCCGCCGAGUGCCAUGCCGGAAGAGAGGAGGAAUGAGAUUCACGAUCAACGGGUUCCGUUACUUCAACUUGGUUCUGGUCACAAACGUCGCCGGAGCCGGAAACAUCGUGCGGCUGAGCGUGAAAGGAACAAGAACUUCGUGGAUGAGCAUGAGCCGUAACUGGGGGCAAAACUGGCAAUCGAACUCUGUUUUGGUUGGGCAGUCACUUUCGUUUAGAGUCACAGGCAGUGACCGAAGAACCUCCACGUCAUGGAACAUCGCUCCGGCUAAUUGGCAGUUUGGUCAGACUUUCAUGGGAAAGAACUUCAGAGUCUAAGGGCAAUUUCGGGAAAUAACCUAUCAAAAAACCAUUUUAGUAGUAUUUUCUAUUAUUAUUAUUACUAGUAUCAAAUUUCCAAGCCGAAGGCAAUCAGAGUAAUUUGAGAAAUUAUAUAUAUAAAAUAUUAUUAUUAUUUUUCAUGUUUCCAAUUUUCUACCUCUAAUCGGUUUUUUUAGCUGUUGUGUUCGUUGGAGAGUGUGAAAGUGAACAGUGGCUAAAUUGGUCCAUGGUGCUUUUUUAGCGUGUGGGGUCUUAAAUGUUUGAUGAGUUUUCUUUUGGGGUAAAAUUAGAAGUUUGUUGAAAGUAGUAAAAAGCUGAAGCAGAUGCAAAGUGUUCUGCUAUCAGCUGGUUUAGUCUGGUUAUAGUAAAGUAGUAAUAGUUGUUUGUACUGCUUCUUGUAGACCUCUAUAUUGUAAUAUAUGAAAAUUUGGGUAAUUAUGGUUUUAACAUUUUUAUUUUUAUUUUGUCAUCAGUUUAACAUUUAUAUUUUGACAAAGGUAUUAAUUGGUUGGCC
Thlaspi arvense is the source of this 1216-nucleotide messenger RNA. NCBI's taxonomy places the organism in Eukaryota, Viridiplantae, Streptophyta, Magnoliopsida, Brassicales, Brassicaceae. The record is from the annotation of a GenBank genome assembly.